Messenger RNA from Erigeron canadensis, 1981 nucleotides. Its product is annotated as DDB1- and CUL4-associated factor 8. Gene Ontology annotation, cellular component: Cul4-RING E3 ubiquitin ligase complex; cytoplasm. Bases 276 to 1796 code for a protein of 506 amino acids. The transcript is spliced from 5 exons. Lineage: Eukaryota; Viridiplantae; Streptophyta; Magnoliopsida; Asterales; Asteraceae. The record is from RefSeq and is a predicted model, not a curated record. Gene Ontology annotation, molecular function: protein binding.
ACUUUACCGUUUGUUAGUUGUAGAAACAUCUUUGAUUUCCUAGAAAUGUAGAGGUUGAUCACUUCUGAAGCAGCCCCAAGCCCCCAAUACAAAAAAUAUAACUAUAUACGUAUCAUUUUAUUAUUUAUAUCCAUCUGUUGCUAUUCAUCAUCAUCAUCAUCAUCAUCAAUUCCCUGAAUAUAAAUUCUAUCAGACGAUGAAUUUUCUAUCUAAUUACUAUGUACAGCCCUAAAUUACUCUGUAACUGAAACUAAUCAAAAUAUAUUUAUAUAAUUAUGGAUAUAGAUAUUGGUAGUACUUACAACAAUCAUCAUCAUCAUCAUCAUAAUAAUAAUAAUAAUAAUAAUAAUAAUAAUAAUAAUAAUAAUAAUAAUAAUAAUAAGGUUUGUGAACUUUUUUUCAAUAGACAGAUCGGAUUCAAUCCUCCCUACAAAUUCUCUCGCCGUAUCUCUGCUUCCCAGGGUGUUGUAAAGAGGAUUGGUCUUAGUGGUAAAUUAGUUGGGCAUGAUGGAUGUGUAAACACGAUCGAGUUCAAUAAUAAUGGCGAUCACUUGGUGUCAGGUUCCGAUGACAGAACGGUUAUGUUUUGGAAUGUGGCUACUACUUCUUUGAUUCUUUCUUAUGCUUCUGGUCAUGUACAGAAUGUUUUUCAGGCAAAAAUUAUGCCAUUUACAGACGACCAAACAAUAGUAACUUCUGCUGCUGAUGGCCAAGUUAGACUUGGUCAAGUAGCAGAGAAUGGUCACGUGCACACGAAAAGAUUGGGGAAACACCAUGGCCGUGUUCACAAGCUUGCAGUCGAGCCUGGAAGUCCCCGCAUAUUUUACAGCUGUGGUGAAGAUGGACUAGUUCAACAUUUUGAUUUACGACGUAAUUCUCCCACAAGGCUUUUCUGUUGCUCCUCAUUUGCAGAAACCGAUCAGCAGUCUUCCUCGGACAGUUUAAGAUUGAAUUCAAUUGUAAUUGACCCGAGGAACCCUAAUUAUCUUUGUAUAGGAGGUUCUGAUAAAUAUGCACGUGUAUACGAUAUUAGAAACUUUCAGAAGGACCAAACAUUAAGCAAUAGGGACCGUCCCGUAAACACAUUUUGUCCAAAACACUUAAUUGAGACUCAUGAUGUUCACAUCACUGGGAUGGCAUACUCGGGCACCAGUGAACUUCUUGUUUCGUAUAAUGAUGAACUUAUUUAUAUGUUUCAAAAGAAUAUGGGGUUAGGACCCACCCCCAUGGCGGUUUCAAAAGAAGAUUUAGAUAAUUUGGAAGAACCACAAGCCUAUUCUGGGCAUAGGAAUUCUCUGACAGUUAAAGGGGUUAGUUUUUUUGGGCCUAAUAGUGAGUAUGUGAUGAGUGGAUCAGAUUGUGGGCAUAUUUUUAUUUGGAGUAAAAAAGGAGGCAGACUUGUUCGUGUAAUGGAAGGAGAUAGGCGCAUAGUAAAUCAAGUGGUGCCUCAUCCUAAUAUCCCUGUUUUUGCUUCCUCCGGUUUGGAGAAGGAUAUAAAGCUUUGGGCGCCUUUGUCUGAUGACAUUUCCCCCCUGCCUCGUGAUUUAGAAGAGAUCAUGGAGUCAAACAGGCGAGGCAGAGAAGAUCGUUCACGCGUUACACUCACCCCUGAUGUAAUAAUGCAUAUUUUGCGACUUCACAGGAGGCAGGCAAUGGCUUAUAUUGAAAGAAGACAUAAUAGAGAUGAUAUUACAAAUGAAGAGGAAGAUGAAACUGAUGCGUAUGUCUUGGGAUUCCCUGAUGGUGACGGCGGCUCCUUGGAAGAGGGAGAUCCAAAUGAGUGUAAUAUAGUUUAGUAUUACUUGUAUUUGUAACAAGUUUUGGCUUUACUCUGCCAAAGUGUUGACAUUUUAUCUUGUUUUGCAAGUCUGUAUCAUUAUUUGAAAAUAAAGGUUGCAUAUAGUUGCAUAUGUAUAGGAAAUGAUUUUAUUAUUAUAGAAUGAAACUUAUAUCAGUGACAUUUGAUUACACUUUUUUUUAA